Molecule: messenger RNA, 741 nt
Organism: Stegodyphus dumicola
Lineage: Eukaryota; Metazoa; Arthropoda; Arachnida; Araneae; Eresidae
Product: cytochrome P450 4V2-like
Molecular function (GO): heme binding; monooxygenase activity; iron ion binding
Source: RefSeq, a predicted model, not a curated record
AUAAAUGAAAUAAUUGGCAUUCUAAUUUUCUACACAUUUCUAGUUCUUCUUCAAGUCUUGAGUGCCUAUAGUGAAUUAUUCAGAGACAAAAAACUCUUCUGCUUCUGGAUAUCAUAUUCUCCCUUUGUUGUAUUCGUAAAGGCUGAAGCAGUAGAAGAGUUAAUAUGCGGUACGAAAAUGAUGCAGAAAAGUUGGACCUACGACUUGCUUCAUCCUUGGCUGGGAACCGGACUUCUGACUAGUUACGGCCCGAAGUGGAAAUCUCGUCGCAAGUUAAUAACGCCAUCUUUCCAUUUUGAAAUCUUGAAGGAUUUUUUGCCCGUCUUCAACGAGCAAUCGCAUAUAUUCGUAAAAAUUCUAGAAAAAGAGACAAAAAAGCCAUGGACUGAUGUUAUCCUGCCCGUGACGUUAUGCACUCUUGAUAUUAUAUGCGAGACUACACUGGGAGUUUCCAUAUCAGCUCAACAAAACAGUGAUUCUCAAUACGUGAAAUGCGUUCUAAGAACAUCGGAAAUUGUUAUGGAAAGGAUGGUGAAUCCACAAUAUUGGGUAGAAUGGAUUUUUGGACUUACAAAAUGGGGUAGACAGUUCAGACGUGAUUUAAAGCUCUUGCACAACUUUACAAGAACAGUAAGAACGUCCAUUUACCUUUAUAUCUCAUAUUUUUCAAAUAAUGUAAGACACUGGCCAUGGGAUGUUGAUUUGUUGAGAUGUUGCUCCUGUGGCAGCUUCUUUGGCUAG